AUGGCCGAAGAGGAUUUCGAGAUCGACAUCUACGGCUCGGCCGAGAAUGAGGCUCACAACGACGCCGCCAACCAGGAUGCUAAUGCCCAAUCCUAUGAGAGCAACACAGCGAUUACUGUAGCUAACGGCUCAAAUAACUCAACCCACGCGCAGGCACACCGUCAAGAUGACUAUGAUGGUGAGAACCAGGAUGGACACGGGAUGGACACAAGCCAAGACGACGCUGGCAGGUCACGGUCGGUGUCACAGCAGCCUCACCAAGGCGUCAAACGCAAGGAAGGAUCCGACGAUCGUCCCGUGGAUCCUGGUGCCACCAAUUGCCUCAUGAUCUCCGAGCUGAACUGGUGGAACACGGACGAUGACAUCCGCAAAUGGGUCGUCCAGGCUGGCUGCGAAGACGAGCUGAAGGAUAUCACGUUUAGCGAGCACAAGGUGAACGGCAAGAGCAAGGGUCAAGCUUAUCUCGACUUCAGCUCAGUCCAGGCCGCCACUGCGACAAAACACCAGAUUGACAUCAGCGAGCCUAUCGCCGGUGUUAAGAAGGCAACCGUAGUCUACUCAAGUCCACACAACAACCCUUUCAAGACUUUGCCCAAAGACGCCCCCGCUAGAGGCAACAAGGAUCAAGGCGCUCGAGGAGGCUCAGUCGCUGGUGGUUAUAAUAACCGUGGUAGUUACAACAGCAACUUCCGCGGUCGUGGCAACUUCAACAACGGUCCCCGCGGCGGCGGCGGCGGCGGCGGCGGCUUCAACCCGAACUUCGGUGGUGGCAACAUGGGCUAUAACAACAACAUGGGCGGAGGAUUUAACCCGUCCAUGGGCGGUGGUUUCAACGCUGGAUAUAACAACCGCGGUGGUGGCAUGAUGCGUGGCGGUCCCGGCAUGCGAGGUGGCCGUGGAGGUGGCAUGAACAACAUGAUGGGCAACAUGGGAAAUAUGGGUAUGCCCAUGGGUGGAAUGCCCGGCAACAUGGGCAUGGGCAUGAUGGGUGGUGGAAUGCCUAACUUCAACGGCAUGCAACCACAGUUCAACCCGAACUUCUUUGGCAACCAAGCAGGCGGCAAUGAUUGGCAACAGAACCCCCAUGGCGCCAAGCGACAACGGGGAGAAUAG
Molecule: messenger RNA, 1113 nt
Organism: Neoarthrinium moseri
Lineage: Eukaryota; Fungi; Ascomycota; Sordariomycetes; Amphisphaeriales; Apiosporaceae
Exons: 3
Coding region: 1-1113 (370 amino acids)
Biological process (GO): mRNA alternative polyadenylation
Cellular component (GO): mRNA cleavage and polyadenylation specificity factor complex
Molecular function (GO): mRNA binding
Source: RefSeq, a predicted model, not a curated record